AUGAGCAACCCCUUUGCCGCCCUCGCUAAUCGAAGGGUAUCGCCGAAACCUAAUGGCCUGAGUAUGGCCUCCAAAAAGCGCAAAGCAAGCCCUGAAGACGGUGACGACGAUCGGAUGUCUGCGUCCCCCACUGCGUCCCCCAACCUCGCUAAUAGGAACAUACCUGGUGGCCCGCCAACACAAUCCCGAAAUAUUAAACGGGCCAGAACUUCUGUCACAGGGAGACCAUUACCCCUUCCUCGACUUUUGGAGACUCUCGAUGCCAACGGCCUUAAGUCGCUCCUACGAACCUUGUGCGAAAGAAAUCCUCAACUUACUGCGGAAAUUUCUGCUGUUGCGCCAAAGCCAACUGUCAGCAGUUCGCUAAAUCUCCUCCAUAACUAUGAAAAUGCUGUCCGCCAGUCAUUCCCAUACGGAGGAAACCCAGAAGGAGAUUAUGCCUAUAAUCGUGUUCGACCGGCUUUACUCGAGUUGCUAGAUGCUCUAUCCGACUACACCCCACACUUCCUUCCACCUAACGAACAGUCAUUCUCGAAUGGUCUCGAGUUUCUCGAUGGUGCUACCUCUAUUAUUCACCGGCUGCCGAACUGGGAGAACCCUAUUCACAACCAUCACAAGAACAUUGCCUACGAAGAAAUCUCGAAAGCUUGGAUCCUCUUGUUGAAGGAAACUGCAAAGAGGGGUGGCGGAAUCAGUUUACAAUAUGAUGGAUGGGAUGGAAAACUUCAACGUCACAACGAACAGUCCGGUGGCAGGCUAGAGCCGGCGAUCGCGGAGUUACGUAUCGUUUUGGGGUGGCUAAGUCAUGACAUUAGUAAUCAGUCAGUCCAACAAACACGGACUGGUAAUACUCUUGGAUUUCGCAUUGAAACACCCGGUGCACCUGUCGCCCUUCAAAUUUGGUAA
Messenger RNA from Orbilia oligospora ATCC 24927, 906 nucleotides. RefSeq lists its product as uncharacterized. NCBI's taxonomy places the organism in Eukaryota, Fungi, Ascomycota, Orbiliomycetes, Orbiliales, Orbiliaceae. The record is from RefSeq and is a predicted model, not a curated record. The coding region runs from base 1 to 906 and encodes 301 amino acids. Gene Ontology annotation, biological process: proteasome localization; nuclear protein quality control by the ubiquitin-proteasome system. Gene Ontology annotation, cellular component: nucleus. The transcript is spliced from 2 exons.